Molecule: messenger RNA, 1309 nt
Organism: Rhagoletis zephyria (snowberry fruit fly)
Lineage: Eukaryota; Metazoa; Arthropoda; Insecta; Diptera; Tephritidae
Source: RefSeq, a predicted model, not a curated record
UGAGCAGCGCGCAACAAAUUUGAGCAUAGAGCAGAGUACGACAAUGCAGGAGCUGCGAAGCCUGCAGUUGACCAGACGGCAGCUGGAGGAUAUGCGUUUGAAGUGUGAGCAAAAUCAGAGCACAAUAAAGGCACUCGAGCAGGCUCUAGAAAUGGAGCGUAAAAAAUUUGAGGCCUCUGACUUGGGCAAGGCGACGACGUACACAUGCCAAUCAGCAGCUCUAGCGCAGCAGCGAGACGAACCGGCGCACGAAGUAGCCAAUCUAAUGGAUGAUUAUAAAAAGUUAAUCCAACAAUCGGCGUUGGCGACACAACGCCCGAAAACCAGCACCAUCCUUGACCUUAUACAACGUAGCAAUCAGUGUGUGCCAAAUUUAAAUAAACUCGAAGCUAGCGUUUACGGCCUGCGCAGUGAUUUGGAGCACUUCCUUAGUGCGCACGCCACAUUAAAUAUGUCGCAAAUACAGAGCGGAAACAAACUGGAGGGACCAUCACUAAUGGACGAGCUGCGCGCUGCGGCAGAAAGCUACUAAAUUUGUAGUAAACUACUUCCAACUUCCUCUUGCUGUGCAUAAAAUGCAAACAAACAUUGCCAAAAUUGAGUUCAACUAUUCUAUGUAUACUUGUUUUAUAGUAUUUUUACAUCGGCUGUUUUUAGAUUUUUGUUCUAUACAUUUAUUUAUGAUAAUUUUGCACAAAGUACAUCCUUUUAAAUGUUAAAAGUGCUAAUUUUUUAAAGCUUUCACUUACUUUAAGCUCUUCGAAUAGUCAGCGGGUGGUGAGGCAUUAUAAGCGGCACUUGACUAUUGGUUUUUGUUUUAAUCCGAAGCCAGUUAGGCCAUAGACAAGACCUUUGGCUGAGUAUAUAGAUGCAUAUGUAUGUAUGUAUAUGUAUUUUUUAUUUAAAUUAUAAUGUGAAUGCUCUUUUUGUCAUAGAUAUCCAACAUGUUUAUAAAAAUUAAAAUUUCAUGUAACAAAAUAAAUAAUAAUAAUAAUAGUUUAGCGUUAACACUUAUGCUAAGUGCAUGGCCGCGCUUCUACUCAUAUUUGUGGUGUGCGUCUUGACGUUGUUACAUAAAUGCAGGGAGUUUUGCGUCGCUUCCGAGCGGCAAAUGGAUUUUAAGAAGAUUUUCAUGAAAGAAACACACUCGCAGGUUAUUCAUUACUUGCCGGGGGGCGACCACUGUUAGAAAGAACUUUUUAUAAUUUAGAUCUUGCUCGGACCAGGAAUCGAACCCGGGUCCUGCAAAGUUGUAGUAGACACCUCUAUUAUUACUGGCCUCGUAUUAUUACCGUUCUUUCUGGCUGGG